This is a messenger RNA of Cladophialophora psammophila CBS 110553, 843 nucleotides long. RefSeq lists its product as uncharacterized. The coding region runs from base 1 to 843 and encodes 280 amino acids. Lineage: Eukaryota; Fungi; Ascomycota; Eurotiomycetes; Chaetothyriales; Herpotrichiellaceae. Gene Ontology annotation, molecular function: oxidoreductase activity. The transcript has a single exon. The record is from RefSeq and is a predicted model, not a curated record.
AUGCCCGAAUUACAGAUAACCUCUACUCUGCCGUUGAAAUCUGGCCACGCGAUUCCCGUUCUGGGAUUCGGCACCUGCCAAAGCGAGACGUGUACUCGGUCCGCACUCUUUGCCCUUAAAAAUUCUUACCGACACCUCGACACGGCCCAAAUUUAUAACAACGAGGCAGAGACGGGUGCGGCCAUUGCGCAAAGCCAAAUUGACCCUUCGAAACUAUUUGUGUGUUCGAAACUGUGGGAAGACAUGUACUCCCGCCAAGGGGCUCUUGCUGGAGUCCAAGGCUCCCUGAAGAAGCUCGGACUGGAGUCCAUUGACUUGUACCUGCUGCACACACCUCGCCCUGGGCCGGUGGCGAGGAAGGAGGCAUGGCUGGGGCUUCAAGACGCCGUUGAGAGGGGCCUGGUCAAGAGUAUCGGAGUGUCAAACUGGGCCCCAAAGCACAUCGAACAACUCAUGACCGAAGAGGGCGUCUACAUCGAGCCCGUGUGCAACCAGAUUGAACUCCACCCGUGGAACCAGCAGAGGCAGCUCGUGUCGUAUUGCAAAGGCAGGGCCAUCGUGGUCGUGGCAUACUCCCCGCUCACGCAGGGGCGACGAUUGAACGACGAGACGAUCGUCUCGCUUGCUCAGAAGUAUGGCAAAACCCCCGCGCAGAUUGUCCUGCGAUGGGGUCUGCAGAAAGGCUUGGUGGUGAUUCCCAAGAGCGAUCGAGAAACGCGAAUCAUCGAGAACAAGCAGAUCCUCGGCUGGGAGAUUUCCCACGAGGACAUUGAAGUCAUUGACGGGCUGGAUGAAGGGCAGAAGGCGAAUCUGGGCGAGUGGGACCCCUAUGCCUGGGAUUGA